AUGCGAUCACAGCAAGGAUCCACGAUUGAGAUUUCUGGCCCAUGGGGGAAGAUGUCAUACAGUAUCCCUGCGUACAUGAGUAUAGAGCAAGACGAGGCGGCGAAGACGAAGACGCUGAGUAUCCUCGAUGCCGAGGAUAGGAAGCAGAGGGAGAUGUGGGGUACAGCUCGAGCCUACCUUCAAAAUCACAUCCUAGGCUGCAGCGAAGGCCACACCGCCAUCCUGCGCCUCGUCGGCGUAGGCUACCGCGCUACCAUCGAGGCCUCGGCCACGACGACAACGGCAACAUAUCCCGGUCAGAAGUUCGUCUCACUGAAAGUCGGAUAUUCGCAUCCCAUCGAACUCGGUAUACCCGAAGGUGUCACGGCGAGUACACCGCAGCCGACGAGGAUUCUGCUCGAGGGCGUCGAGAAGGAAGUGGUGAUGCAGUUUGCGGCCAAGAUCAGAGAGUGGAGGGUUCCAGAGCCGUAUAAGGGCAAGGGCAUUUUCGUCAACGAUGAGACUAUCCGGUUGAAGGCGAAGAAGAUCAAAUAG
Messenger RNA from Recurvomyces mirabilis, 534 nucleotides. It is a transcript of the gene MRPL6, whose product is annotated as 54S ribosomal protein L6 mitochondrial. The coding region runs from base 1 to 534 and encodes 177 amino acids. Gene Ontology annotation, molecular function: structural constituent of ribosome; rRNA binding. The record is from RefSeq and is a predicted model, not a curated record. Gene Ontology annotation, biological process: translation. The transcript has 2 exons. NCBI's taxonomy places the organism in Eukaryota, Fungi, Ascomycota, Dothideomycetes, Mycosphaerellales, Teratosphaeriaceae. Gene Ontology annotation, cellular component: ribosome; mitochondrial large ribosomal subunit.